Colletes gigas is the source of this 1579-nucleotide messenger RNA. Its product is annotated as arylalkylamine N-acetyltransferase 1-like. Bases 1 to 744 code for a protein of 247 amino acids. Gene Ontology annotation, molecular function: N-acetyltransferase activity. Lineage: Eukaryota; Metazoa; Arthropoda; Insecta; Hymenoptera; Colletidae. The transcript has 3 exons. The record is from RefSeq and is a predicted model, not a curated record.
AUGGACCUUUUCCCAUAUGAGCUAACUCUCCCUACUAAGGGUGGUGCGCGCGUGGAAAAUCCUUUCAGUGCGCGGAAAAUUCGUGCGGUGACCACCCCAAAGAUGUCGUCUGAUCAUUUAAAAGUUGUGGAAGUCCCAGAAAAUCGUUUCAAAGAUGCAAUCCACCACUUGAAGUGGAAUUUUUUCUCCGAUGAACCGUUGAAUCAUGCGGUAGGUCUUUGUGAAAAAGGAGAAAGUCAGUUCGAGCUGGAAAGACACUGCCUGCUCACAUUAAAGCAGGGAUACUCGAGGAUGCUCGUGGAUCCGAAUGGGACGAUAGCAGGAAUGGCUUUGAAUGGUAUCCUGAAAAAGGGAGAACGCGAAGAGGCUGAACGUCGGCUUGCCGAACUAAACGAUGAAAAGUUCAAAAUAAUUUUUGGGCUUCUCUAUAAGGUUAAUGAGAAAGUCGAUCUAUUUUCAAAGUACAACGUCGAUGAAUUGUUCGAAUGUCGAAUCCUUAGCGUAGACGAGAACUUCCGCGGAAGGGGUUUGGCGAAUAUUUUGAUGGCCGAUAGCGAAGAAACAGCAAGAAAUGCUGGUUUCAAGGUGUUCAAAGCAGACGCGACCGGAAUGUUCUCGCAAAAAGUAUGCUUGAAACGCGGUUUUCAAGUAGAAGCCGAGAUCCCGUAUACGGAUCUCGAUGAAUCAAUCAGACCAACUCCUCCCCAUCAAGCUUUAAAGCUGAUGGUGAAAAUAUUGAAUUAAAGAAAAAAAAAAAAAAAAUCGAAAUUGAAAUUCAACGUUAUUCAAGAAAUCUUCAAGCAGAAAUAUCUUACAAAAGAGCAGUAGAGUAAAACUAUGUGUAUCGUUGUCUGACAAUAACAGCUCUCUAAUGUAUGUUUGUCUCAAAAACGCAUUUACAAAGUAAUUAUAUUUAACAAAAAAGGGUGAACCGUGUUUCUCGUAGAACGUAUUAAAGAUUCGAAACAUCGGUUACUGACCCAUGUCUGUGUUUCGAACGAUGUGUCGUUAGUAAAAAAAAAAUAAGAAAAAUGAAGCGGUAACAAAUAUUUGAGUUGACAAAUGCCAGAAUAAAGAUCCAUUUAACAUUUUGUUUAUUGGACUUUUGUUCUGCAUUCUGCUAAUUCAGAACGAACUCGACGGGUCAACUGCUCUGAUUUAUACAUUAAAAAAUGUUGUACGAAAUAAAAUUUACGUUUUUGUAUAUUGCGAAAAAAAAACCAGCGUGCAUCGCAUUGUCGAUAGUGAUCUAGUAGGAAACGAAAAUGGUGUCAAAUGUUAUAGUUUGACGUUUGUUAACUUUUCUGUACAUUCUAAAGUUUACUGAUGGUAAUAUGAAAGUAUAUCGUAUACGUAUGAGUACACAAUUCCCGAUAUUUUCGAUUGUGUGCGCAUUUUUUUACAGCUAACAUGAAAGCGCAAUAUACGGAUUAUCUCGCAAUCCGUGUGUAAUGAUUCAUUGAAAAGAGUGCUUAGCUCAUGGGUUCAGGAAUUACUGGAUAAUGGGUCCACACGAGUGUAAACUAAAAGUUACAAGAAAUAUUUUUGUUGAUAUCACGUGUUACGAAAAUAUAUUACA